AUGCAGAGGAGACACAGCAGCAACACGGAUGGCAUGCCCUCUGAAAGGAGCCGUAGCCAAACUCUGGGAUCGGAGAGCAGCCUGGAUGAGGGUGGUGUGUUCGACUGCCUAAAGCCUGACUCACCCGCUUCACCCCAGCAGCUCUUCUCCGGCUUGGUGGGUGUCCCCUCUGGCUCUGUCUCCUCUGCCCAGUUCCAGGCAGCCGGUUUAGUCCUGGGCUCUCCCCCUGAAGUUUUUAUCCAGAUGACCGCAUCGUCCAGAGAAGAAGGGGGCCCCCACCGCUCGGAAGGUGGACCCUUCCUCCCUCGCCCGCCUCAGCACCACCAUCACCACCAUCACCAUUUCCACCACCAGCCCCUACAGCACAGGACCUCAUCGCUGCUUCAGCAGGCCACAACAGCAGCCGGCUCUGAGCGGCAUGGCUCCAGGGAGGAAGCUCAGGAGGACCCGUCCACCCCAGCCCCCGCUCUCUCUGAGCUGAAGGCAGUAGUCACCUGGCUGCAGAGGGGCUUCCCCUUCAUACUCAUUCUGCUGGCUAAAGUCUGCUUUCAGCAUAAGCUAGGUAUUGCUGUGUGUGUGGGGAUGGCCAGCACAUUUGCCUAUGCUAAUUCUACAUUCAGGCACCAAGUUUCAUUACGGGAGGACCGCUCUGUAUUCAUCGCUCUGUGGAUCAUCAUGUUCCUUGCGGGGAACAUUGUGUACAUCUACUACACAUUCAAUCAAGAGGAACUGCACAACAGCCUCAUAUUUGCGAAGCCCAACCUCAGCAGCUUUGACUUCUUUGAUCUAAUCUGGGCGGUGGGCAUCACAGACUUUGUCCUUAAAUACUUCACCAUUGGGCUGAAAUGCUUUGUCCUCUUUCUGCCCAAGAUUCUCCUGGCCUUCAAAUCCAGGGGUAAGUUCUACCUGCUGAUUGAAGAGCUGAGCCAGCUGUUUCGGGCUUUGGUGCCCAUCCAGCUGUGGUACAAGUACAUAAUGGGAGAAGACCCUUCUAACAGUUACUUCCUGGGAGCCACGCUCAUUAUCAUCUACAGCCUCUGCAAGUCCUUUGACAUUUGUGGACGUGUGUCUGCUAUACGGAAGGCCCUGGUCAUGCUCUGCAGCUCCCAGAGCUAUGGAAUGAGGGCAGGCAGUCAGCAGUGCAGUGAGGCCGGCGACGUCUGUGCUAUUUGUCAGGCUGAUUUCAGAGAACCCAUAGCCCUUCUAUGCCAGCACGUGUUCUGCGAGGACUGCCUGUGUUUGUGGUUCGAUCGGGAGAGGACGUGUCCCCUGUGUCGCUCCACCGUCAUCGAGACGCUGCGCUGCUGGAAGGACGGCACCACCUCGGCUCACUUCCAGAUCUACUAAACUGACAUUUCAUAUAAGCACCCAGGAAGAUGUGAUUGUGCUGUAAUGCGAGUUUCUCUCUUUAUGUCAGUGUGGUAGUGCUUUAAGUCAGAGUAAGUCUAAUUUAUUGCAGUAGCUAACAGUGUGUGGCAGGCAUUGGAAGAUACCAGAACAGAACGUGUAAAUCUCGUAAUCACAUUUCAAUUGGCUGCAGUAGCCACAUGCUAUAAAUCAACCAAAUGAUAGACGCCUAAUAGAACAAUAACAUUGAUUCACACACAGUAAUGGCAGCAGUCUAAAUAAUGUGUACAUGUAGACUUAGGAACUGUUGUAAACUGUGAACAACACGUCAUUUUUCACGGGAUGCUGGAUUUAAAAAAAAACACCCUUUUGAUUUACUUUGAUACUAUAAACCAUAACAGCAUUCAAACCAUCUGUAGUAUGAUUUGAUCAGGUCUGUAUGUUUUUCUAUAUUCUUUUUUAUUCUGGGUUUAGAAAUUGGUUUUAAUUGUAUCUGAUAUUUCAUUUUAAAAUCCACAAUAUUUGAAUAUGAAAUGAAACUCUUUAAAUUUAAAUUUAAAG
Messenger RNA from Scomber japonicus (chub mackerel), 1908 nucleotides. RefSeq names its product ring finger protein, transmembrane 2 (gene rnft2). The record is from RefSeq and is a predicted model, not a curated record. Gene Ontology annotation, molecular function: ubiquitin protein ligase activity. Bases 1 to 1347 code for a protein of 448 amino acids. NCBI's taxonomy places the organism in Eukaryota, Metazoa, Chordata, Actinopteri, Scombriformes, Scombridae. The transcript has 9 exons. Gene Ontology annotation, biological process: positive regulation of ERAD pathway.